AUUUGAAACAUCAAGGUCGUAUGCGUAUUGUGGUGAGGAUCCUUAAAACUAUUACGGAAGCUCUGGUUUAGAGUGAUAUUUAUAUUCUCAAGUUCAAUCCUGUGAAAUGACUGGAGUUGGCCUGAUCAGUUCUUGGUCUGAGGUAGAUAACUUCCAGAAAAGCAAUAAUGUUACUCAGUUGUUCGAUGAGGAUCCGGAGAUGUUCGAUGGAUCAAGCCUUUUCCCUCAUUUUUGUAGUCUUUGGAAAAAUUCCCAAACAGCUUUAUCGGAGAUCCCUAUUCAGUAUGGUAAUGCAUGCCACAAGAUUGCUCGUAGAUUACCCAGUAUGUUUACCAAAAUGUCUCAUCGUAAAGGAUUGCCUAAUGUCCGUAAUAUUACAGAAAUGAUUAAUCUUGAAGGGAACACAUGGAAUCUUAUUUCAAGUAUUUACUUGGACCGUUUUGAGUCAGAAUCUAGGACCGGGACGGUUGAAGGAAAUGAUUUAUCUAAUUUUAAUCACUCCGAACGGGAAAUAAUUCGAUUACUAUACGAAAGAGAUAAUGAACUUCGUGAAGCUCAGAUAUUAAUUGAUUGGUUAGAACAAAUAGUUCGUCAGCAGAUCGAAGAAGUUGCUGAGAAAUACGAAUGUUUAUUCAAUCAGACAACUGCUUGGGAGAAUACGGCACAUUUAUUGAGUUAUCUUUCACAAGCGGAGCUUACUAAACAUCGUUUGGUAAAAGAAUUGCAUCCGGAUGCUGUAACCCUAACAGGUAAUGAAUUGGAUCAGAAAGAUCAAAUUGAUAAUGAUCGAUUUAUAAAUUAUUUAUUCCUAUGUCUUCGUGGUGGAGAUCUUCAUCGUGCUCAACUUCUUUGUACACAACGUGGUGAAUUUUGGCGUGCUAUUUCACUUGAAGGUUGGCGACCAUUUCAUUAUUCUGGUUUUGUGGAAAGUGAAUCAACUCAAUUUCAAACAUUAAAAGAUACAGAUGAAAAUUUUACUCAUUCAAAACCAUUACAAAUGAAAUUCAGUAUCGAAGGGAAUCCAACGAGAAUUUUAUACAAAUCUGUAUGUUGGUGGAAUUCAGAGAAUAUAAAAUUACGUUCAUUUGAACGAGCUAUUCAUGCUACAUUAUCAGGAAAUUUAAAUGUUCUAUCACAAAUUUUACCAACUUCAUGGACAGAUCAAACAUGGGCACAUUGUCGUGCUUUAGUUGAAGCUCGUGUAGAUUCUAGUCUACGUAGCCUAUUGAAUACUGGCCCUAGGGCUGAUACACUGGCUGUUACCGGGAAAACAUCUAAAUAUUGGCCUCUGGAUGGAGGUUUAAGCUUGCCUGAAUCAGCUUGGACACCGGGUGAUUGGACAUUAUCCGAUGUAUUUACACGUGUCGAUGCACGUUUAGGUUGGUCUGCUACUGGAUGUUUAGAAAAAUGUAAUAAUCUACGCAUGAGAUCAGUAUUGUGUUCUGCAAUGGAUGAUUUCUUAAUGGAUGAUACUUCAUAUUUGUACACGAAUGAUGAUAUUGGUGGUAGUGGUGCCGGUGGGAAUGACAUGGAAUCACCUUCUGUAUAUGCUAUUAUUUAUUGCAUUUUCUAUGCUGUACAACAGACUAUCAUGUUAAAGAAUUAUGAUUCUUUUCUCCUAACUUUAGCCAAUCUUAUGCCGAAACUUGUGUGUUAUGGUUUAGGCGAUGGUAUUGUACCAGAUGUAACUCCAUUACAACCGCCAAAUUUGAAUAGAGUUGGGAAUAUUGAUCAAGUAGUUUGUCACACACUUCGAUUUCUGACUCAUUUUGUCCUGUUUUUAAAAUCAGCAGAUUCUGAUAUUCCGGAUGAACCAUAUUCAGAAAUUAUUAAAGCUUAUUUAUGCUUUUUAAUUGUGAAUAAAGAAACAGAUUUAGUUGCCUAUUAUGUUUCUGUAUUACCCACUGAAUCAGUACAAAUUCAAUGGUAUUCAUGGUUUUUAACAGAAAUCAAUCAUCCAACUGAACGUGAACAUUGUUUAUCAUUAGCUGUUGAUUAUGGUUUUAAUUUAUCUAAAUUAACAAGAUCCAUAGUAAGAUUAUCCAAACAACGAAUUGAUUUAUCAUCAAUCAAUCAAUAUUCUUCUAAUACAAUGGAUCAUAAUUCAAUAUUAUCCAAACAAAAUAAUUAUAUAAAACCAUCAUUCAAUGAAAUGGAAUAUUUCACCAAAUUAUUACAUACUACUACUACUAAUAAUAACAGUAAUAAUAAACAUGAAAUUGGUAAAUUAACUGAUAUAGAUAAACAACGUAUUAUUGCAAUGGAUUGGUUAUUUUAUAAUCCAGAUCAACGUGGUGAAGCUUUAUGCUUAGCUAAUAGUUUAUUAAGAGUUUUUAUUGCAAUGCAUUCAUUUAAAGCAGCACAACAGGUUCUAUCAAAAUUACCAGUUGGUACAUUAGAACAUGCUAAAAUAAUUUGUGAGAAAUUGGGUUCACCUGAUUGGCUUGUGAAUACAAUACGUGAACAUGAAUGUCUUACUUUAUAUUUAGAAAGUCGGGAUGCAUUUGCUGACUGGUAUCAACAAGUACAUACUAAUCGACCUGUACAACCGUCUUCGUUAACAAAUAACAAUAAUUUUAUGCAUACAACAUAUGGUCCUCGUGGCUUAGCACAACGUCUUGCCAUUGAAGAAUCAAAAAAAGAGUAUUUAGCUCGUCUUGAACGUUGGCGACAUGAUACACGAUUAGAUACAGAGACAGCAGCUGAAAAACUUUUGGCCUUAUUAACAUAUCCUCAUCCCGGUUGGUUGGUUGAUAUAGAACAGCGACAACAACAACAACAGCAAUUGAAUAUGGAUCCAAAUGAUCGAUUAACAUUGACAACAGAAAUUCAUCAUGAUAAAUUAAUUGAUCGUAAAUUCGAAGAUGAUAAAGGAGGAGAAAUACAUGAAAACAAUUGUGAAACAUUAACUAUGAAUAAAAAUGAUUUAUUUGAUGAACUUGAUGAAAAUCCUGCUUCACGUCAAUUACAAAUGAAUGUACUACGAGAGACAUGUAUUACAGAGACAGUGUUUCUUAUUGUUCGUUUAUAUCAAACUGCUGGAUUACAUCAAAAGUGUAUUGAAUUAUCUAAUUUAAUUGUAGAUAAUGAAUAUGGUUUAUUCAAGUUGUUCUCUGGACCCCAGCUUCAAAAUCUUCUUCAUCACAUUUCUGAAUCAAUUCAAUAUUUAAUUGACAAUGAACAAGAUCCAUUGGGUUAUAUUAUACAUUAGUCAUAUGAAUAUGACUUACAUAUGUUGUAUAUGCCUCUCUGUCUAAUCUCUAAUCUAUCCAUGAAACAAAGUCUGCUGAACAAAAAUUGUUUCUUUCUUGUCUAUACAAAUUGAUAGAAAUGUUUUUGUAUCCCUAUUUUAUGUUUUUCUAUGUAUAAAAGUCGUAUAAAGAUUUUUCUUUGUAUGUGUAAACUGUUAAUUCUUAUUGAAGAAAUAAAUAAUUUGUUUACUAUAUGGAUCUACUCUUUUCACUUUCAUCCUCCCUCCCCCCACUUAUAAUACUGAAAUAUUUUCCAUUAUGUUUUCUAUGUUUGUUUCAGUGUAGUUUAACCGAGGUAACCAAUGCUGGUUGGAGUUUGUCACAAAAGACGUUGACAGAAUAUUUAAAGAAAACAGAGCAUGAAACUUAUGAUGAGUUGAUUACUCUUUUGUUGAAUUCGGAUAUUCGUGAAUACGGUUCACCAUGGCUAGGAGAUUUGAAAAAGGCUAGUCAUCUUGAAGCGAAUGGUCGAAUUGUUCAGCUUACUGGAUUACGUAAUAUUAGUAUACCACAGGCUACCGAAGAUCUCAUGUUAAAUAAUUCAUCUGAUCACCGUGGACCAUGUUUAUUACGAUUUACUUUCACUGAUGGUCGUAAUCAAAUAUUGGGUUUAGAUAUGCAGAAUAAAUCAGAUUUGAAUAUGGAUAUUCCACCUGGAACAAAAUUUCGUCUAAUUGGUUCAAUCCCAUUAGUGAUGGGGUUUUUAUUAUUAUUAUCUAAAAAGCAUAUUGUGGUACUCGGUGGAAUUGUUAACAAUUUAAUACGGGAAUGGAAUAUGACUAAGUUUCUUAAAGGAACAGAUAAUCGUCUGAUCGGUAGUGGUGCUCCGAUGUUUGUACCGUUCGGUAGUCGUGAAGCUUCUUGCCUUAUUCAGACAGAAGGGAAAUUUCUUAAUCAAUUACGAUCAGAUCGAGAGCGUAAUCAAAUGAAAUUCGAUUCAUUUCAAAUGAUUACAACUAAUCGUAAUGAAGAUCAAGUAGAAAGUGAAUUACAAACAUUAUUCAAUGAACAUCGUAAAGAAGUAUUAGCUGAAUUGAAAUCAUCAACAACUUUAUGUACACCUUUAUCAUCUCAUAAUCAUAUUAGUGAUAAUGAUGUCACUAGCGAUAUCAAUAAUACAAAUGAUCAUCAAAGAAUAUUUUCUAGCAAUAAACCACGACGAUUUCGACCAGGUUUAUCAAGAUUUUAUGAACUUCAAUCACAAAAAACAAUGGAAUAUGAUAUAUCUAUAGCCAAAUUAUUAUCUUUAGGUUAUCCAUAUCAAAUAGCAAAUCGUGCAUUAAAAGAAAAUCAUAAUAAUUAUCAAAUUGCUUUAGAUUAUUUAUUAUCUAAAUCUACAUCAAUUAUGAAUAUUGAAGAUAAUUCAAUGAUGAAUAAUAAUUAUUCUGUUAAUAAUACAUCACAUGGAAUUCGUUCACGUGGUAUUCAUGUUAAUAAUAGUCGUAGUAGUCGAGGUUAUGAACGUGGUCAUCGUGGCAGGAGUCGACAUGAUGAUUCUGAUGGAUAUGAAUUUAAUUCUAAUCGAUCUUCUAUUGGAACUACAAAUGAUCAUCAUACAUUGUUGAUUCGACCAUUAACAGGACUUACUCGAUUAGAUGAUUUAAUUGUUGAUUCAAAACUAACAACAACAUCGAAUGCAUUAUUAUCAGCUUCAUCUUCAUUAUCAUCAAAUAUUAUACCAAAAACUUGUAUUCUACCUGUUGGUUGUCCAAUUCUAGCACAAAAUAUAACUGGUGAUUAUGAAGAAGCUCAAUUAAUUGGUCAUUUCUCUGCACAACAAUUUAAUAAAGCAUUUAAUGGUAAAAAUGUCAUUAUUGAUGAUACGGGUUCCAGGGAGAAGGUUGUACUUGUUACUUAUCAUCAUCAACAGAAGAAUAAUCCUGAAAUAAUUGUAGAUGAAGAAGAAAUUGUACCGAUCAGUUUGAUAAGAACAUUAAAUAAAGAAAAGAUUACUAUAGAUAUGGUACCUCCUGCACCAUUGGACAGGAUACUACCAUAUUGUGUUCAAUCACAAUCUGAAUAUACAGAUGCCAAUCGAUAUGAUGAAAUUCCUUCUACUGAUUAUGGAUUUACAAGUCGACCAUAUCAAUCUAGUAGAGGACGCAGAGGUGUUGGUGGUGGUAGUCGUAAUCAUAGAGUGUUUCGUGCUGGAAGAGGCAGUGGUGGUAGACGUUCACGUUGUAGAACUAAUCACUUCUGAUAAAGAAAUAGCAAUUUUAAUAAAUUUAUUACUUUUCUUUUCAUAAUUAUGCUUGAAAUCAGUAAUUUGCUUUGUAAAAAUGUGUACAUACGCUUUGUUUUGUAUCAGAAACAUUUCUCUACACCUAUUCUCUUUCUUCUUCUUCUUCUUCUUCUUCCCCCUCUUCUUCUUCUUCUGCUCCUCCUCCUUCUUCCUCUUCCCCCUCUUCUUCUUCUUCUCCUCCUCCUCCUUCUUCCUCUUCCCCCUCUUCUUCUUCGUCUUCUUCCUCUUCUUUAUUAUUGUUAUUGUUGUUGUUGUGUUGUAUGAAAUUGUAUUUUAAUAUGUUUUGUGUUUUGACUGAAAUGUUUCAGUAAAACAAAUGAACGGUUCAGUAUAAACUUCAGAAAUUGUCUGUUACACAUAUGUAUUUAAUAUACUGUACAUAGACAAAUUGUUUCUUUCUAUCAGUAUUGGGUUGUGGAAAUUAUUAAGUUAUUGAUUGAGAUCAUGAACUGAUUGAUGUUAGACCACCAUUGAGAACCUGAAAGCACUGGAUGGACGUUUCGUCCCAUUGUGGGACUCCUUAUCAUCACGAGAUUCGAACUCAGGGCUUUCAGUCUCACGCGUGAACGCCUAACUUCUAGACCACUAAGCCGGCCGGCAUCCAACAGUGUUAAUGUCUAACCUCAAUCAGUUCACGAAAUUGCGCAACUAUCUUCCAUUGUACUGGGGUAGAUACCUAUCUCUACUCGACAUGGAUUCUAUAUUUAAAACUAGUAAUUGAUAAACGUUUUAUUCAUUUCACAGGGG
Schistosoma haematobium is the source of this 6240-nucleotide messenger RNA. RefSeq lists its product as uncharacterized. Gene Ontology annotation, cellular component: nuclear pore outer ring; nuclear pore. NCBI's taxonomy places the organism in Eukaryota, Metazoa, Platyhelminthes, Trematoda, Strigeidida, Schistosomatidae. Gene Ontology annotation, molecular function: structural constituent of nuclear pore. The transcript has 28 exons. Gene Ontology annotation, biological process: protein import into nucleus; post-transcriptional tethering of RNA polymerase II gene DNA at nuclear periphery; regulation of DNA-templated transcription. Bases 107 to 3211 code for a protein of 1034 amino acids. The record is from RefSeq and is a predicted model, not a curated record.